This is a messenger RNA of Hevea brasiliensis (rubber tree), 1404 nucleotides long. RefSeq names its product SNF1-related protein kinase regulatory subunit beta-2. Bases 281 to 1237 code for a protein of 318 amino acids. The transcript has 5 exons. NCBI's taxonomy places the organism in Eukaryota, Viridiplantae, Streptophyta, Magnoliopsida, Malpighiales, Euphorbiaceae. The record is from RefSeq and is a predicted model, not a curated record. Gene Ontology annotation, molecular function: protein binding.
GAAGCUAGCAACAUUCGCUUUUAAACCAACCAUCAUUGAUCUAUCAGAGGAUCUUCCGAACUCAUUGGAGAAUAAAGAUCACUUUAGGGAGAGAGAGAGAGGAGAAAGAUAGAGAGAGGCAAAACUGCACUUUCCAUUAAAAAAAAAAAGAAAAAUCCACCAAUCAAUCAAUCAAUCAAAAGCUCUAUAAUUAAAGCUGCCAUUAAAUUAUGUUACCUCUUUCCCUUGAGUUAAUUAUGUGUUGCUUGCUUUCUUUUGGUUGUGCAAUUUAUUUGCACUGAUGGGUGAGUCAGUCACCAAACCCCAUACAGCAAACUUUCACUCCACACUUUACUUGGGGAUGGGCAAUGCUAGUGGCAAAAGUGAUGGGGAAGGUACUUCAGGAGAGGGUUAUGAGCAGGAGGGUAUGGAGUUUGCCGCACUCGGAAGGGCUACACACGUUGGCCAUCAUGUCUCGGGUGUGUAUGUAGAGGCAGAGGCAGAGGCAGAGGCAGAGGCAGAGCCCAUGGCGCACUCUCCUCCCAGUAGUCCUAGGAGAUACCAGCAGCCUCCUCUCACUCUGACUCCACAGGUUCCCAUGGUUCCUAUACCAAGACCUGCUGAAAUGAUGCAUGUCCAGAACUAUGCGUUGGCACGUAACAUUACAGAUUCUAGGGAUUCAUUCAGUGAGAAACUGAGUGCUGUGAUGAUAACAUGGAGUUAUGGUGGCAGGCAAGUAGCUGUCACUGGAUCAUGGGAUAAUUGGGACAAAAGGGAGCUUUUGCAUAAGGUGGGCAAAGAUUUUGUUAUUUUGAAGAUGCUCCCCUCAAGUGUUUUUCGCUACCGCUUUAUUGUUGAUGACCAAUUGAGGUAUGCUCCAGACUUGCCCUGGGAAUGUGAUGAAUCAGGGACUGCAUACAAUAUUUUGGAUGUACAGGAGGAUAUUCCAGAAGCUCCAGAAAGCCUGUCUGAGUUUGAAACUCCUUCAUCCCCAGUGACAAGCUACGAUAACGAGUCCUUGGAUGACAAUGAUUUCAGUAAACAGCCUCCUGAUAUGCCUCCACAACUUCAAUUAACAUUGUUGAACCACCGAUCUUCUGCUGUGGAAAGUCACCAGUCACUGCCAAGGCCUAGUCCGUCAGUGUUGAACCAUCUUUAUAUUCAGAAUAAUCGAGGUCAGCCUGUUGCACUUGGAUCAACUCAUCGCUUUCUUCAGAAGUAUGUGACAGUAGUACUAUACAAGCCCACACGGCGAUAAAAGAAAAAGUAAUAGCAUAUUCUUUUAAUGUCGUAGAUGGAUUUAUUUUACACAACAGACAUUGUUAAGAUUAAAGUUAGUGGAAAUAGUAGAAAAAAGGUAAGCCUAGGAAAAGGUUUGAGUAUUUGCAGCAAACUUCCAUAUUCAAUUGCUAUUGAUUUUGAACA